This is a messenger RNA of Rhagoletis zephyria (snowberry fruit fly), 2659 nucleotides long. RefSeq names its product haspin (gene Haspin). Lineage: Eukaryota; Metazoa; Arthropoda; Insecta; Diptera; Tephritidae. The record is from RefSeq and is a predicted model, not a curated record. Gene Ontology annotation, molecular function: histone H3T3 kinase activity; ATP binding. Gene Ontology annotation, biological process: intracellular signal transduction; protein phosphorylation; mitotic cell cycle. Gene Ontology annotation, cellular component: nucleus; cytoplasm.
AUUGUGAAGAAUGUAACUGGCUGUCAAUCACAAGCAAAUAUUCAAAUGUUUUUUAUUUUAGCUGGGCGCGUAUUUCCACAAUAUUUUAUAUUUGUGCCAAAAUAUUAGUUUAAAAUUUUAUUUUAUAUACUUUUGAUAUGAGUAGAAAUUCUGAGGGAAGUUUACAUAUGGACAGUACCUUAGAAGAUGGUGCCUGGUUAGAUUCAUUUGACAAGCUAUUGGAGCCAAGACCAGUAUUGCGUGAAUUGAAUAUUUUGAAAAAGGAAGUACAUGCAUCAUUUAAUCGAGAUUCAAGUGUUGAAAACAGCAUAAAUAGUAAAGCCAAUGAAUCUGAUCUUUUGAAAACGACCCAAAUUUCUUUAAACCUUGAAGAUAAAGCUCGCAAAACCAGCUCAAUUUCAACGCCUGAGGUGCAUCGUGGCUUCAAAGUUGAUCCGUUUAAAUGCUCUUUAUCGCCAAUAGGUGCUUGGCGACUGCUAUAUUUUGAUAAAGGGAAGAACGCUGUUAAUGAUCGGGAAUUGUGUGUUGUGAAUGAAGACAAAAGCUAUGUAAAAUGCACACCAGUGAAACCCACAAUUACUGUAGUGGACUACGAUGAACCGGAUGAUCCUACAGCACCUAAAGACCAUGAUGUUGCUUCCACAUUAGGUAAAAAGUUAAAACGGACAAGAGUUGGCAUACGCGCAACCAAUUCAAGGCAUGUAUGCUUUGAGCCGGUUGUUGAAAACUCAUUAGGGAAAACGUUAACUAAGCCGUCGUUAGAUCAUACAAACCAAAAGCACAAAGAAAUUACGGAGCAACGCAUUCCAAGUCUUACACUGCAACCAGGAAAAUGGCGAAAAUCGUUCAGCGUGUGGCGACGAAAACAAGUUGAAAAACGGUCAAGUUCCUUGAUCAACCGGCAAUCGGGAAAUCGCAACACUUCUGUAGAGUAUAUCGGCUUUGUUGGCACUGCUGCGGGUAAUAGAAAAUCUAUAUAUUUAAAAAAGGAAUUCGAAAGUCGUGUAGUUGAUGCCACACCCGUAACCGAUGAUGUGUGGGAAGAGAAAGUUUUGGAGCGUUGUAACCAACAGACUCCUCUGCCAUUUGAAGAAUUGUAUUCUGCUAAUAAAAUGCCUUAUUGUGUGAAAAUUGGUGAAGGAGCUUAUGGAGAGGUAUUUUUAAAUGCAACAAGUAAACGUAAGAUGACAGACGCAAGUAGCACUGUAAUGAAAGUUAUACCGAUUGAGGGCAAAAUUGAAGUUAAUGGCGAGAAACAAAAAACCUAUGAGCAAGUAUUGACGGAGGUAGUCAUAUCGAUGGAGUUAGCCAACUUACGUAAAGAUAUAGUAAACAUGACAAAUGGUUUUGUGAAUGUUAAAAAGGUUGCCUGUGUUAAAGGAGAAUAUCCGCAGCAUUUAAAAAAAUUGUGGGAAUCGUUUGAUGAGGAAAAAGGUUCGGAAAAUGAUCAUCCAGAUAUCUUUGAUGCAACACAAAUUUAUAUAGUACUAGAGUUGGAAUUUUGCGGCAGAGACUUAGAGAGUUUUCAAUUUCAAAAUGCUGAACAAGCAUACUUUGCUCUUCUGCAGGUCAUACUCACACUAGCUGUAGCUGAACAAGCAUAUCAGUUUGAGCAUCGAGAUUUACAUUGGGGAAAUAUUUUAAUACUAAAUACAAAUAUGAAGGAGUUAAAAUUUACAUUAGACAAUCAGGCAUACAUUGUGCCUACAAAGGGGGUUAGAGCUACGUUAAUCGACUAUACACUUUCACGUAUGACCUUUGACAAUUGUUGCCAUUACAAUGAUAUCUCGUGUGAUGAAGAGCUUUUCACUGCCACAGGUGAUUAUCAAUUUGACAUCUACCGUAUGAUGCGUGACAUAUUAAGCAAUAACUGGGAAACUUUUGAGCCGCGCACUAAUAUAUUCUGGAUAUCAUAUGUCAUUACAAAAAUGGUUGAUGGCGUUCAAUAUAAAAAUAAGCGCACUAAAAUACAUACCACAUACUAUUCAAAACUAGAAAACCUCUUCGAAAUUGUGUUGAAUUUCAAAGGCGCCAUUGAAUGUGCAAAAUAUUUAAUGAAUUCAGAUUAGAAAAUUUAUUGCACAAUUCUUUAUUUUUAUAUGUGGCUAUUAAAAUGUUUCUAAUCUAUUUCAAUAAUCCACUAAGCAAGGUGCAUGGCAACAUGAAUUACACAUGUUCUACGCACACAUAAUUAUUACUUCUGAACGAAUUUCUUAAGUUACCUGACAGAAGUAAAAUAUAUUCUUAAUAAUUUUUCUGAAAUUUUUUUCACUUAAAAUCCAGUAUUUUUUUAUAUCCAUUUUAGAUAUCCUCUUAUAUUUUUUUAAAUUUAAUAUAUGUAUGUUUGAUUAUAAGAAAGUUCAUACAACUAAAACCCCGUUUUUUAGUCACAGGUAUUCAAAUUAUUUUUGCCCUAGACUAAAAAAUCGUUCGUAACUAUAAGUUGAGUAGUUCACUUUGUGGUGAUAAUAUGUUACAUAUGCACAGACUUACUUUUAUGUGAAUAUUGAUAUUGUUGAAUAAUGCCUUGCUUAGUGGACUUAAGGUUUGAAAUUUUGAUAUUAUUUUAAAUGACCUUUGUGUAUAUUUAAUGCAUGUGAAGUUCUUUUAUUUUACUGACCAUUUUAUUGCAAUAAUAUACUGCUGUUUACUGGUGUUU